Messenger RNA from Sinocyclocheilus grahami, 2334 nucleotides. Its product is annotated as ras-related protein Rap-2a-like. The transcript is spliced from 2 exons. Gene Ontology annotation, molecular function: GTP binding; GTPase activity. Bases 446 to 997 code for a protein of 183 amino acids. Lineage: Eukaryota; Metazoa; Chordata; Actinopteri; Cypriniformes; Cyprinidae. Gene Ontology annotation, cellular component: membrane. Gene Ontology annotation, biological process: Rap protein signal transduction. The record is from RefSeq and is a predicted model, not a curated record.
CGGCGGAGGAUCCCCACCCGUGAGCAUGGCGGAGUGCUAGUGCAUUAAUGAAGACCGGAGAGGGCAGACGGAGAUGGAAAACACUAAUAUGCGCCCCGAUCGCUUCAAGUAAUCAGCUUUUAACGGACUGUGUAAUAAUUCACCGAUGCCAGAGGCAGUCCGCUGGGUUUCUCCACGCAGUCUUCGUUUACUUCUAUAGGAUGGUGAGCUGGGCAGAUAAAAAGCACAAGUUAUUGGUGAUUGCGUCUAUCCAGCCGUCCCCCGUUGUGCAUUACAGGCGCGCGCGGGCCGCCGGUGCUCCGUGAUCAUGAGGCGCUGCUGCGGGAAGCGAGGCGUGUGUGUGUCCGCGGACAGACUCGUUUAAACGCCCUAAACAUGAAUGCCAUGGUCAUGUCGAGUGCCGCGUGAGUUUACUCUGAUUCGCUGAGCCGUUCAGACCGGAGAGAUGCGCGAGUAUAAAGUGGUGGUCCUCGGCAGCGGCGGGGUCGGUAAAUCCGCCCUCACCGUGCAGUUCGUCACCGGGACGUUUAUUGAGAAGUACGACCCGACCAUCGAGGACUUCUACCGGAAGGAGAUCGAGGUGGACUCGUCGCCGUCGGUGCUGGAGAUCCUGGACACGGCGGGCACGGAGCAGUUCGCGUCCAUGCGGGACCUGUACAUCAAAAACGGGCAGGGCUUCAUUCUGGUCUACAGUCUGGUGAACCAGCAGAGCUUCCAGGACAUCAAGCCCAUGAGAGACCAGAUCAUCCGAGUCAAGAGGUAUGAGAAGGUCCCUGUGAUCCUGGUGGGGAAUAAGGUGGAUCUGGAGGGCGAGCGGGAGGUGUCUGUGAGGGAGGGACAGGCGCUGGCCGAGGAGUGGGGCUGUCCGUUCAUCGAGACGUCUGCCAAGAGCAAGACAAUGGUGGACGAACUCUUUGCCGAGAUCGUACGGCAGAUGGACUACACGGCACAGCCAGAUAAAGAUGAUCCGUGCUGCUCCUCCUGCAAUAUACAAUAACCCCCCAACACACACACACACGCUCUGCACACUCAGAGAACUCGCAUUACAGUAGCUUUGAUAGACCUUCUAGUGUUCACGGUUUUCCAUCAUGCUGUAUCUGCAGACUGACAGUAAAGGAUUUUUUUGUUUUCUUGUCACUUUAAAUCCUGACUGACUCAACCACAGGAAGAGCACUUGCCUUAGGUUUCACGUUUCCUGUUUGAGCAGGAUCCUGCAGUGGCCAUGAGUUGGACAUUUACGUUCUUGGUCUUAUGGUAUUGAUGACUUUAUCUGAAUUUGUCACCAGGUCAGAGAGCGAGAGAGAGAAAAUAAGAGGGUUCUUAGCCAUAUGCUUGAUAUAGCCAUAUAAUAAUUUUAUGAAGACUUUAUAAAUGUUCAUUUAUUUGGGAAUAAAUCCCUCAAAAUCUUAAUUUUCUCAUCAAUUUCUUUACUGACACAGAAAAGGUGACUGACAGCUUUGUUCCAAAACCUAGUUAACUGCCUAACUAGACAGAAUUAAAGCCCAAACUAAGUUCCUUAUGCAUUCCCAGAAUGCAUUGCGGUGAGCUCUAUGAAAAAUUCAUCCAAGAUGGUGGACGAGAUUCUAAAUAUUCUUGGAUUUCAUUUUACUCAUAUUUUGCUAAAAAUAGUAAAAUCUCUUUUUUUUGUAAUAUGUGAGUGUUGUAUGCAUUCGUAUGCAUUGCACACACAUGUAGCGUAUCAUGCUGUUAGCUUAGCGACAUGCUAAUGUCGAACUCUCCAAAUCCAAGUUGUAUGCAUUUCACAUAAGCAGCAGUGUUUGUGUGACGCACAGUAGGGCUGAACGAUUCAUCAAAAUGAACUCAAAAUCGUGAUAUGGUUUUGUGCAGUUGUCAAAUCACAAAGGCUGCAGUUUAAUUAUAUAAAUAUACAUUGCACAUUUCAGAGUGAAGUUAUGAUGAGUGUUUUUAGUCGCUUAUAAAGCAUUUAUGAACCUGCUCCAGUCAACAAAGGAGAAGCUUUAAAGUCGGCAUUAAAUGGAAGUUGUGACCAUCUUUGUUACUUCUCAAACAAGAAAAAAGUUUGGGUGGGGCUUGAUUAUGUUCUUUGGGAAUUGAUUGGAUUGUUGUCAUUUGCUAAUUGCUGCAGUCGCUUGUGAUUGACAGGUUGCUUUAAAUUAAAUAAAAAAGUAAUCCUGCAGAAAUCAUAAAAUAAACACUGCAGUAUACCAUCAAAAUUAAGAUUUGUCCCUUUUGAUUUAAGGGGCUCUCUGCAGUUUUCCACCAAAGUAAAAGUUUGAUGGGUUAAUGUUUGAUAAUGGUUUAUUAUUUUAAUAUUUUAUUUUACAGUAAACCAUAUGGAUAUGGAAGCCCAUU